CUCCUCCCUCCCUCCGCGCAUCCAGGCAGCCGCACCACCCGGCCGUAUGGACCCUGCUACGUCCCUGAGACUGUGGAAUCUGCCGCUGCUCCUGGUGGGUUCAGCUCUUGGUCUCGCUUCAGUAUCUGCCCAAGGGAAUAACUUAGAGAUCUGCCUCUUGCCUUUGGACAUGGGACCUUGUAAGGCCCUCAUCCCCAAGUUCUACUAUGACAGGGACCAGAAGAAAUGCCGCAGAUUCAAGUAUGGAGGCUGCCUGGGCAAUGCCAACAAUUUCCACAGUCGGAAACUCUGCGAACACGCUUGCGGAAAUAAGGAGAAAGUUCCUCGGGUUUGUCGAUCAGCAGUCAGAACGUAUCCGUGUGAUAAACCCAAUACAGAGUUUUUCUUCAAUCUGAAAACUAUGACAUGUGAGCCUCUUAGGCCUGGUCUGUGUAGCAGGACUAUGAAUGUGUUCCCCGAGGAAGCUAUGUGUAAGAGCUUAUGUGAACCAAGGAAAAGUAUCCCAUCAUUUUGCUCCAGUCCAAAAGAUGAAGGCCUGUGUUCUGCCAAUGUGACCCGCUAUUAUUUUAAUUCAAGAAACAAAGCCUGCGAGACCUUCACCUACACUGGCUGUGGUGGCAAUGAAAAUAACUUUUAUUACCUGGAUGCUUGCAACCGUGCCUGUGUUAAAGCCUUGAAGAAGCCCAAGAGAAGGAAGAUAGGGGAUUUCCUGCCGAGAUUUUGGAAGCUUCGUUCUUAAGCAUUUUCUCAUACUCAAGGAAACAAAUCAUUAGUAAUUUGCUUUUCUCGUUUUACUGAUGUGCCAAUAUUUUUUAAAUCUGUGUGUUUUUAUUUAUUCCAAGCUGCUUUCCAAAUGUGAAAUUUUCAUUUUCAAUGUACUGUUCAAAUAUUUAAGAGACUGAAUACUUGUGGUGUAUCAGAUAUGAAUGUGAACAUGACUUGCCCAACUUCUUGGGAGAGCUAGCACUAAGUUCAGAAGACGAUGGUUACUAAAAUAACAGAAGGCAAUAUACGUGUGCAAUCUUAACAUGUCUGAGCAUCAACAGCAAUGGCAAAACCAUUUCAUUAUGAACUUAAAGGUUUGGAUUAAAUUUUAGGUUCCAGGAGACAAGAAGCUGACUUAUGAACACUUUAUUCAAUCAUUCCACUGGGGUAUUACUUAUACCUUGCCAAGUAUACUAGAAUUCCUUUCUUGCCAGAUUGCAAUAUUAUAAAGAAGGAGAGUAAUUUCAAAGAUAUAAUUAUUAUUGGAUGAAUUUAAAAUUGGUAAUUUAUGAAAAGAAGAAUAUUUUUCCUAGAAAAACAUGUCUUGAUAUAUUCAAAUCUGUGUUUCUUUAGUUUUCCAUAUUUGACAGGUAAAAUCUUCUUUGACCAUGUGUGCUGCAUUACUCCCUCAGACAAAGUGUUCUGGAGAACAGAAAUCACUGGAUCUUUUGUACUAUGUAAGAUGUAUCCUGCUCCAAAAUGCAUGUAUGAUUUAACUUGAAUUUUAUAAAUAAAUUUUUUAAAGUGGUUCUUACAAUAA
This is a messenger RNA of Rattus rattus (black rat), 1525 nucleotides long. It is a transcript of the gene Tfpi2, whose product is annotated as tissue factor pathway inhibitor 2. Gene Ontology annotation, biological process: negative regulation of peptidase activity. The record is from RefSeq and is a predicted model, not a curated record. Bases 47 to 739 code for a protein of 230 amino acids. Gene Ontology annotation, molecular function: serine-type endopeptidase inhibitor activity. The transcript has 5 exons. Gene Ontology annotation, cellular component: extracellular region. NCBI's taxonomy places the organism in Eukaryota, Metazoa, Chordata, Mammalia, Rodentia, Muridae.